This is a messenger RNA of Scleropages formosus (Asian bonytongue), 1222 nucleotides long. Its product is annotated as glutathione S-transferase 3-like. The transcript has 6 exons. The record is from RefSeq and is a predicted model, not a curated record. Lineage: Eukaryota; Metazoa; Chordata; Actinopteri; Osteoglossiformes; Osteoglossidae. Bases 227 to 886 code for a protein of 219 amino acids. Gene Ontology annotation, molecular function: glutathione transferase activity. Gene Ontology annotation, biological process: glutathione metabolic process.
UUGGAUGUCUGAAACCUCAACGUGUAUUAAAGAGUAUAAGAGAAGCUAUAAAUCUUUCUAUUGUUAAAGUUCGCGUUAAUAGCGAGAAGUGGUCGUAUCGACUGCUCUAUCCAUUGCUUUCUCGUGUUUUAUUGUUUGUUUUUUUUGUUUUUUUUUCUUUGUUGACGUGCUCACGCUCUGCUUUUGCAGGUGAAAAGUUUCCAACUUGUGGGGGAAAAAAAAAAAAAUGUCCGAAGUUGUGCUGUAUUACUUCGAUGGAAGAGGACAGAUGGAGUCCAUCAGGUGGCUCUUGGCUGUGGCCGGAGUCGAGUUUGAUGAGGUGCUUCUCAAGACCAGGGAGGAGUUUGAAAAACUCUUGAAGGAUGGGUCCCUCAUGUUUCAGCAAGUUCCCUUGGUCGAAAUGGAUGGGAUGAAGCUCGUUCAGACCAAGGCGAUUCUCAACUACAUAGCGGGGAAAUACAAUCUGUACGGAAAGGAUCUUCAAGAAAGAGUCAAGAUAGAUAUGUAUGCUGAAGGGACAAGGGACUUGAUGGACAUGAUCAAGAUCCUGCCCUUCGUUUCACCGGAUGAGAAGACGACUAAACUGGAGCUCAUCCAGAGCAAGGCCUUAGAACGCUACUUCCCUGUCUACGAAAAGGCCCUUUCAGGUUCCCAGUACCUCGUGGGUGAUCACUUAAGCUGUGCUGAUGUUCACCUGCUGGAAGCAACUUUGAUGGUGGAGGAGAAGUUCCCUUCCAUACUCUCCAGCUUCCCAAAUCUACAGGCAUUUCAGGCAAGAAUGAAAACCAUUCCUGCCAUCAGCAAGUUCCUGCAGCCUGGCAGCAAGAGGAAGCCUCCGCCUGAUGACAUUUAUGUGAAAACUGUGAAAGAAGUGCUCAGGUUCUGAGCUUCUCUAUGAAUGUAGGUUGAGGAUGAUGGCAGAAAAGUCAGCAUGUUGCACAAACAUCAGACUCACACAGGAGUCUGUAAGAUGAUCAUUUCAAGAACUGGAAAUGUAAGCUCCUUCAUUCCUGAUAUGUGAAGAGUUCCUCAUAACCCCCAAACUUAUUUUGUGUAAAACACUAGAAAUGUGUGGUGGGUUGUAAAAAAGAGAAAUUGUAGAAACUAACAAAAUAAAUGUUACUAUGAAAUCAAAAUGCCUCAUUUAAAUUAGGUUAAAUAUACUUGAAGCAAACAGUGAUUGUGUCCAAAAGUAUGAAUGAAACUCCUUCCUGCAUCAUAC